AGAUGUUGUAUUUUAUUGUCCAGAAUAUUUGUUUUAUAAUGAAAUUCUUUGUUUUACAUCCAGGUUCUACAAUAAAAGAUCUUAGUAUAUAUUUGAAAUUUUACUCUUUAUUUAAAUUAGAAAAUAUUUAGAACUAUACAAAUUUAUGAUAUAUAUUUUAGAUUUAUCACUAUAAUUACUAAAAAUUCUAUUUUUCUUUAUAAAAUAUUGACCGUAUAUACCUCGCAUAAACAUCCGUAUAUACAAUUAAGCACUAUACGGUAGUUCACCGUCCGACCAGUGUAUAGUGUAUUUUAUAACACUGGUUAUUAUGCGUUUGAUACUCAAAUAGAUAGGUAUUUAUAUGGUUUUACUUAUAUGUGCCGCAGGGUGAUACGAUUCAUGCAACUGUUAAUGAGGAUGUGGUUCCGAUCUUUGAAUCAUUCCUCGAAGAAGGUGACUCGAAGAUAUUCAUCAAUUUUUCACUUUCUCAAUCAUGUGGGUCCUAUCGAUUAACCAAGCAUCCUUACAAAAUUUGGUUCCAAGCCACCACUCGGGUUAAAUAUUGUGACGAUUUGCCAUACAGAUUGACUGGGUUCACCCCUGUCAAUUUUCGUGAAAUCUUAGAUGGUAGUCUGAGCCCUGAAUAUUUGAUCGGUGAGUGUAAAUAAAAUAUAUGUACAGAGUGUUUAACGUGGUCAAAAAUAUUAUACUGACUUUUUAAUCUUAUUUUGUAGAUAUUAUUGGUCAGAUUGUAGAGGUUACUCAUCUUGAAAUCGUGUCUCUCAAUGGGAAGGACACAGAAAAGAUUUCAUUAGAGUUAAAAAAUGAAGAGUGAGUUAUACAAUUUGAUAUAGUUUCGUUUUUAUUUUGUAAGGAUCUACCAUUAUAUAUUUUAUUUUCACAUACUUACCACCAUAUCCUUUUAAAUUUUGAUCCUCAGAGAUGUUAGGCUUCCAUUGGUUGUAUGGGGAAAUGUUGCACUAGAACUAAGCAAUGCAAUUCAACUUCUUUCUGAUCGAACUCUAAUUUGUGUUAUGAAGUUUGGGAAGAUCAAAGUAUGGAAAGGUAAACUUCUUUAUUUUCAUGAGGUUACUUAUUUUGAGUGAUCUUUAUAAAUAUGAUAUUCUUAUACAUGGAAAACAUGUUCUUCUUAAAAGAUGAGCGAAGCGUAUGCAAUGCAUACAAUGUGUCCGCUAUCUCCCUUAAUCCAUAUAUUCAAGAGGUAGAAACUUUUGCCAAAUUGUAAGUUUGUAUAUUUUUGGAAAAUCAUCGAGUUGUAUUUUAGUUCAACCUUAUAUCAGUACUGAUUUUACAAAUUUCAUUAUUUUUAUAUUUAGGUUACCAAAGGAAAAUAUAUCUUUAGCAAUUGUGCAGUCUAAACCAUUUUCGAUGGUAUCAAUGAUGUCAGAGGAAGAAGACUACUUCGUUCAAACGCCACAGAAAACAAUAUCUGAUAUUUUGGAGACGAGAAAGGUUUCAGUAACUUCAAUAAUUUCAUCACCUAAGCAUACAUUAAGUUUUCUUAUUUUUAUAAAUAGGAGGAUUAUUUUGAUAGGUUGAGAGGUGUUUUGUAAGGUGCACCAUAGCUGCGAUUGAUAAUGAUAUGGGUUGGUACUAUAUUAGUUGCAAAGUGUGUGGUACAAAACUAGAUAUGUUGCAUAAUAACGUUCAUCCCGGAGGAACCUAUGAACUGGAUGUUCGUUGUAUGCUCUAUUGUACUAAGUGCAAGAUGCUCAAUCCUAAGCUGAAGCUAAGGUACAAGUUGCAUUUGGUAGUACUAGAUAAUACAAGCCACACAAAAUUGUUGGUGUUAGAUAAUAUUGUGCUGCAAUUGCUCCAUCAACCUUGCUUUCAUCCAACGACACAUAUCACAAGUGAAAUCCUGGAACCCAAUGUUUUACGCACCGCUCUCAAGAAUUUAGUUGGUAAAACAUAUUUGUUUAAGAUCAUUAUAGAUAAGGUUAAUUAUCAGUACGAUGACAACACAUUCAGGGUGCAGAAGAUUAUCACCAGCCCAUAUAUGAUAAACGAGUUUGACGUGUCCCCUUAUCCUAAGGGACAUUCAAACAAGUUCUACCCAGAUUUUUCUAAUGGGUCUGAGGACCUAGAGGGUUCUAUGAUGCUAACUGGUAGUUCUUCUGUUGACUCUGAAUCUAAUGUGAAGACUCCUGCUAAACGUGAAGGAUCCACAAUCGAAAGUUUAGAGGCAGCCUUUUAUCAGAGUACUGCUAACAAACAUGGACCUUCGGAUUCGAUCAAGAAAGUGAAGACUGAAAAAAGUGGCUGAAGAGUUAUAGGGUGCUUGUCUACAAGGAAAAUAGGCUUUUUUCUGUUAUUCUUAUAAGUUUUGUUGGUGUUGGCUUUAUAUUAUUUUGCUUAUGUGUUUUCGUUUAUCUAUUUUAUUUAGUCUGAAGCAUUUUAUGUACUCUAAGGUUAUUUAUUGUUAAAUUAAUAUGAAGCCUCUUUUCAUUUUUUGUCUUAACUGGUAUAUUUUGUACUAAAUUGUAGCUCUUUUAUACACUAAAUUAUAAAGCCUUUUUGAAAUAACAAGAUAUAUUAUUGAAGCAAUUAAAAGGUUACUUUUCAAUUUUCGAUAUUUUAAUUUUAUUAUCCAUUAAUAAAGUCUAUCUUCUAUAUAUUAAAAGAUAAGCACUUUUAAAAUUUACCUUAAAAUUUUAUUGGCGAGGAAGGUGACGUGGUUUCACGAGAAGCUUAUAUUUAGUAAAACGAUUAGGUGCCACUAGGGGUGUCAAAAUGAGUUAACUCGCUCAGCUCAACUCAUAGUGAGCUCGGCUCUUUCAUGAGCUAGCUCAGCUCAUUUAUUUUAUGAGCUUCAAUAUGUAAACUCGAACUCAGAUCAUCUAGAUCAUGAGCUAAAUGAGCUAACUCGUGAUCUAAAUAAAAAUAAUUAUAAAAUAAAAUAGUGAUAAAAUAACUUCUAUAAUAUUGUUCAAAAUUUAAAUAUUAAAAAAUUCAAAACAUAAAUAUUAAAUACUAAAUAAAAACCAACACAUGACAAAAAUAAACCUAAUAUAAAUUAAAUUAAAGCAAAACCAAUGAUCCAAAACUAUUAAUCAUAAUUUACCGUGAGUUCUGAAUUGCGAUAAGCAAAAGCGAGAGAGACGUAUGUCAAUUUUGGGAUCAACAAAGUUUGUGAGAGAGAUGAUAGGGUUAAUAUGGGUUUAUAUAGAAGAUUUUUAUAAUUCCUAAACAUUAUAGUUUCUUUUUCUUUCUUCGAAAAAAUUAUAAAUAAAUUUUAAAAGUUUAAUUUCCAUAUUACUUAUAUGUAUGUUUUACGUUUUAAUUUUAGAAGAUAAAUAUGAUUAAUAUAGAAGUUAUCUUUUAAGAAGAUUUGGUUUGACAUUUUAAUUUUAGAAGAUAAAUAUGAUUAAUAUAGAAAUUAUAUUUUUUACAUAAAAAAACAGAAGUUAUCCAAAUAUAAUAUAUAUAUAUAUAUAUUAUAUAAUUGUAAGUAUAAAAAUGAACAAGCUCGUGAGCCAUCUCGUGUUCAUUAAAGAUCGUUUAUAUAACUCGUGAUCUAAUUUAAGCUCGAACAUUAACUCAUUUAUUAAAUGAGCUUAAAAUAUAGAGAUCAUGCUCAUGAAAAAAACAAGCCGAGCUGAACCAGCUCAUGAGCUGUAGCUCAUUUUGACCGUGUCACGAAGAGAACGUUUCUCGCCAAAAAUGUAAAUUUAAUGUGUUCACACUAACAUUUUUUUUAAAGAACUUCAUAUCAUCUAAACUUUUCUCGACAAACACUUUUACGUGAUAAACCUUCAUCUUCAAGUUCGAUUAGUAGAUUUCUCAAUCCUCUCAAUAUAAUCAUAGCAUCAAUAAAUCAUCAUUAUUCUUCUAUAUGUUUCUGUUAAAAAAGGUAACCCAUCUGAUCUAUUGCCAUUAAGUCGACAGAUCCGUAAAGACGACAAAACGAUGAAACUUUAGUACGAAGCCAAUUGUUAAUGAAAUAACCCUUUUCUCCAUACUUGCCUUCAUGCAUUUAGAAGAUCACUUACGUUCUUGAGAGCCACCUCUCAUUGCUGAAAGAGGACGUUAAAAAUCUAUUUCUAGAUAAAUGUGAGGUACUCGGUUUUAUUACUGCUCGAUGAAGUGAUGUUUCGAUGAGAUUGAAUCACUGUAAAUCGUCUCGGCUUAGUGUGUUAGUCUUCUCGAGCAAGCAAUAUAAGCAUGCGGUGUCACCACCUUCGCCGCCAUGAGAGUUCUGCAUUAGACGACCUUGAAGAUGAGAAGAAACUUCCAGUAACGAACAACCAGCAAGUCUCACGUGCUGGUCGCAUCUGGAACAACCUUUACAAUUUAGGACGAACACGUUUACGUGAUGCCAACGAGAUAUGAGCAGAACACUUUAACAUUGGUCAGCCAGUUUUUCGUAAACGUGAAACAACUUACAAAGAUGUUACACAAAAUAUCGCAGCUCGGAACAACCUGACCGUUUUACAUCACUAGUGUAGCAAAAUGUAUGUAUAUCAUAAUUUCACCUACAUGAUGAUCACAAUAUUGGUGGUACAUUUUUUAGUUUAUAGAGUAUGAGCUAAUAUUUUUUGAAGUUAAUGAUUUAUCACGUAAAUGUUAGGUUCCACGGUUUUUGGGUAUCCACUAUAUAGAAGUAGGACCUAAUAUUUUUCAAAGAUAUUGUUUUAUCACGUAAACGUGUUCUGCUCAUGUGUAAAUGCAACGACUUAGUGUAUUAGUCUUCUCGAGCAAGAAUAUAAGCAUGUGAGUGUCACCACCUUUGCCGCCAUGAGAGCUCUGCAUUAGACGACUUUGAAUAUGAGAAGAAACUUCCAGGAAAGAACCACCAGCAAGUCUCACGUGCUGGUCGCAUCUGGAACAACCUUUACAAUUUAGGACAAACACGUUUACGUGAUGCCAACGAGAUAUGAGCAGAACACUUUAACAUUGGUCAACCAGUUUACGUAAACGUGAGAACACUUUAUCACUUUAAAAUGUUAUUGUUUAUGAUCAGAACUGAAUUAUUGAGUUUUAUUGUUCGCUUCAGACAUCUAACAACAGUUGAAGGUUGUUCGGAUAUUUUAUUUGAUCCUCAGAUUUCAUAAAUCUAGUACUAAAAAUCAAUCAAUGUGUGUUUAUUAUGAUUUCAAAAUAUUAUUAUAGCAAUUGUGAACAUAAUUAGUAUUAAUCUUAAUAAUAUUGAUUUAAAAAAAAAUUAUUUACUUUCAGGAUUCUAUUCCGCGUAUUUUGAGUCGACUUCAAGAGAGUUGAAGACUUUAAUUUAUUAUGUUAUGCAAGUUUUAUGUUAUUUUGGGUUUUUUAUUCUAAACUAAUUAUGUGUUUUAGAGGGUCGAAUAACCUUCAAUUUCUUUUAUUAUGCAACUAUGUUUUCUGAAUUUAAAGAAGCUAUACUUUUUUUUUAUUUCACAUAGUUAUUAUUUUGCUUAUAAUAUGUUAUUUAUCCACCUUUUUUUAUUUUAUUUGUUAAACCCCUAAGUCCAUAACUAUUACAACGUGAUAGACGAAAUAUAAAAAAAAAAAAAUUUCAAAACUUCUUCUCAAACUUGCAAACACCAUAUGUUAAAUUUUAAUAUUAGUGCACCCAUUAUAAAAAGUAUAUGGCUUUGUCUCUGAUAAUAAUCAUACCUUUAGUUUUACCUCACUAUGGUUUAAAAUAUACAUUAUGUUAAAGAUAAUCAUAAUAUAUAAUUUUAACAUUAAUAUAGAUAUUUUAUUCUGUGUGAAGCGCGAAUUAAUAACUAGUAUAUUGAAAAAGAGGCAAUGUUGUCAAUUUACGACCUAAGAAAUUAAAAUAAGCCACAAAUAUAAGCCCAAUAAAAAAAAAACUGGGAUAAGACAUGGGUCUUACGCAGGGUACAUUUAUAUGAAAAUUAUAUAGGAAAUAUCGUGUGGAAAAAAAUUAUAUUAUU
This is a messenger RNA of Brassica rapa (field mustard), 5882 nucleotides long. RefSeq lists its product as uncharacterized. NCBI's taxonomy places the organism in Eukaryota, Viridiplantae, Streptophyta, Magnoliopsida, Brassicales, Brassicaceae. The record is from RefSeq and is a predicted model, not a curated record.